AUGUCUACCCACAAGUCAUCCAAAUCCAAGAAACGGCACAGAAAUGUGAAUUCAUCGGCAUCUUCGUCUUCCAUACAAGCCCAAACACGUCAGAGAGCUCAAGUAUACGACACGGCCAACAUUGUUCUCGACGUAACGGCAAAUAUAGCGGAGGGAUCAGAUAUACUCGCUCCUCUAAAGGCGGUUUGUCGAGCAACUAAAUCAAUCCUUGAAGUCAUGCGGGCGAUAGAAAGCAAUAAAGAGGAAUGGAUCGACCUCACGCGGCGUCUGAAGGAAUACAUGUCGACGUUUGAGGAACAAAUCGCGUCGUUUGAAACAUAUUCUCAAGCGGAGAGAGUCAUUGGCGAGGCGCUAAAUCGACCUCUCAAUCACUACAUCGAGCUCCUCAGGGAUAUACACAGUACCGUCGUCGACCUGAGGGAGAAACGCAGCCGCAGUAAAUUGAGUCUGCUGAAAGGGUUCAGUAGAGUCAAAGUUGAUUCAGAGGAGAUUCGUAAAUUGAAUCGAGAUGUCGAAGACAGGCACAGACAGCUCAUGAGCGCAUUGGGACUUUUCACCGCAUCGCGUGUUCAGGCUAUCGAAAGAAGCGUGGCCAUACUCCAGCUGCCAACUGUAGCAUUCGUCGCAUCUUCAGUCCACAGACUCUGUCUGGAAGGAACGCGUGAAGCGGUCCUUCAGACGAUUUGGAACUGGGCAAACGAUAGUGCUUCAGACAAGCCCAUAUUUUGGCUUUGUGACAUUGCCGGCUCUGGCAAAUCUACAGUCGCCAUGUCCGCAGUGGAAUCAUGGCGAAAGAAAGGAGUGCUAGGAGGUCGAUUCUUCUUCUCCAUGGCAAGCAGUGAAGGAUCAACCACCGACAAAUUCUGCUCCACCAUUGCAAGAGACCUUGUCCAGUACAUCCCCGAACUCAUACCACAUGUCGCUGGAGCUGUGAAGCAGAACCCUUCCUUCAUGCGAAGCUCUCUCGGCGAGCAGCUCCAGAUACUCGUCACUGACCCCUUCAUCAUUGGCAAGGCCAUGUAA
Messenger RNA from Serendipita indica DSM 11827, 1023 nucleotides. The record is from the annotation of a GenBank genome assembly. NCBI's taxonomy places the organism in Eukaryota, Fungi, Basidiomycota, Agaricomycetes, Sebacinales, Serendipitaceae.